UUGACAGUGGUGACAUUUGUGAUUCAGUUUUUUUCACCACUUCAAUCAAUUUGGGUUGGGUAGUGACUCAGUGCCACAAGUUCGAAACUUAAUUAAUUUCAGCCGGUGAAUAGUCCGCAAAUGAUUAUUCAUCAAGACAUCGCUUAAUAACCUAAAAAAACAAACAAAUCCGCUCAAGUUGUUGUUAUGGCAGACCCCCGCAUAAAAGUCUUGAGAAUAAAAACAGGUGUUGUGAGAAGAAUCGCCAAGGAAAAAGUGACUUACGAAAAAGAAGCCGACCAGCAGCGAAACCGGAUAGAGAAACUGAAAGCAGAAGGUAAAGAUGAGUACGACAUCAAAAAGCAAGAGGAAGUCCUGCAGGAGUCUCUAAUGAUGGUCCCAGACUGCCAACGUCGCCUUGUUUCCGCUUUCGACGAUCUAAAGAAAAUUCUAAGCACCGAAGAAGAUUUAAAAGAAUCCGAAGAAUACCAAGCCGCUUUAAAAGUGCUAGAGGAAGCCAAACCUCAAUUGCCUAAAAGUGACUCUUAG
Molecule: messenger RNA, 528 nt
Organism: Zophobas morio
Lineage: Eukaryota; Metazoa; Arthropoda; Insecta; Coleoptera; Tenebrionidae
Gene: Tbca
Product: tubulin-specific chaperone A
Exons: 1
Coding region: 187-528 (113 amino acids)
Biological process (GO): tubulin complex assembly; post-chaperonin tubulin folding pathway
Cellular component (GO): microtubule cytoskeleton; cytosol
Molecular function (GO): beta-tubulin binding
Source: RefSeq, a predicted model, not a curated record